Strigops habroptila (Kakapo) is the source of this 5176-nucleotide messenger RNA. RefSeq names its product zinc finger CCHC-type containing 7 (gene ZCCHC7). The coding region runs from base 2499 to 4223 and encodes 574 amino acids. The transcript has 10 exons. NCBI's taxonomy places the organism in Eukaryota, Metazoa, Chordata, Aves, Psittaciformes, Psittacidae. The record is from RefSeq and is a predicted model, not a curated record. Gene Ontology annotation, molecular function: zinc ion binding; nucleic acid binding.
CGGCCGGCGGGCGGGGCGCGGAGCCACCGGUCUCUAUGCGGCGUGUCCCGGUACGGCCGGCAGUGAGUAAGCGAUUGGUGCCGGGGCAGCCCGCCCAGCCCCCGCCCGACCCCCGGCCUGCCCCGGCCGCUGCCACCUCCCCUCUCCCCGGCCCGGUUCCUGCUGCCCCGCGAUGUCCCACCGGCCCUCCGCCCGGCCCCUGCCCCUUCCCCUUCCCCUGCCAUCCUGGACGGCCGGGAGCGCUGCUGCCCGAGCUCCCGCCGAGCUCCACCGCCCUCGCCGCGUUCCUGUGAGGGCCGCUCCGCUCCCGCCGUCUCUCUCUGCACGGUGCCCGUCCCGCCGCCGGUGCGGCCUACCCACGGCCUGUGCCGCCGCUGGUUCCGCCUCCCGCCGGGGUGCAAGGCUGUGCCCGCCCGCCUGCUCUGCUCGGUGUCCGGAACCUCCGUGCCAUUAAAGACAUGUGCGAGCCACUGCAUUAGUGUCGUGUCUCUUGCCGUGCGGCGCGUCCCAGCCCUCGGUAGCGGGCAGAGGCCCUGUGCCCGGCAGCGGAACGGUGCCGCCCAGACCUGUUCGGGGCAGGACGUUUUGUCGGGUCCUCGUUUUGUCCCGCUUGCAGUUCCGGGUACUCGGGGUCGGUGUUUCCAGGUGGCACAGCUGCGUCCAGGUCACCAGACUAAACUCGGUGCUGGUCUAAGGAAAAGCAAACCUGUUAACUUCAGGAUGUUUGCGCAGCUACCGUUAAAAUCACUAAAGGGGAGAAAAUCUUCCAAAAGGCUUGAAAUAAACUUGCAAUAUUUUGUUAUUUUCCAGGGUUUGGGUGUAGAAGAUUUUUUCCUGUGAUCUCCUGAAGGUAUAGCUUGUCAACAGAAAAACAUUUACCUCUUCUCCAAAGCUGUGCUUUCCCUUGCACUUACUUGCUCUGUAUUUAAAGGGAGUACAAAUAAGAAACAUUUUCUCAAACACACAGCAGUUUGACAUGAAAAUGAGUUUUGUGUGUCAGCAUAGAACAACAUAAGUUGUCCUUGGAAGAAACAAGUGACAAAGUUUAGCCAAGAGUAACUAACGGCAAAUGUCACAAUUAGAUCAGCUUUAUGGUGCUGUCUGCCUUUUUCUGGCUACAUGAAGCUGAAGCGAUAGUUACUCUGCAUACUUGUCAGGGUUUUCUUUGUGAAAACCGAGGGAGUGCCUGCCCUGAAUCUACCUCAUGACAUGUUAAAAUGUUUCACUGUGAGGGUGAUGCUCUAGAUGGAGCACACUGGUGCAGGGAGCAGCUCCAGGUGUCUGGUGACUGCAUGUUUCACCUUGGGUGGCACAUGGAAACUGCUACCUUCUCAUGCGCUUUGAGUUAGGUACAGGAACACAACACAGGUGAAGACAAAAACUGUCUCCUGACAUUGACCUCUGAUAAUAAACAUAUAUUGUUGUGUUUUUUGGGUUUCGGGUUUCUUUUUAAUGCAUUCAGAUUUGACAUUUGUAUAUGUUCCUAGGGUAGCAAGAAGAACAAAGAUGUGAUUUUCAUUUUGGUGCUGCACUCCAUAACAAUUAAUAGUUUCGAUUGCUUGUCUCUCACAAAAUAGAAGUAUGUCACUUCUGAUGAAGGGUGCAAAAGCAGUUACAGCAGCUGACAUGAAAGAUUUCCUCUAACUGCAUUUGAACAUUGAAGUUUUUAAUCAAUUUCAUGUUGGUUGUACCUGUGCAGUAUUCUAACAGUCUGAAGCACUGGGCAGUUUAUGUAUCACAAAUGGGACUAAAGAGAAAAGGUCUAGUCUGCACACAGCUGUGAAGUCUGUUGAUGUGUCCUGCUCUUCUGGUGUGUGAACCUCUGCUCUGGUAGAUGCUUGUGGGUUUAGGAAGCUGGUGGUAAUUCCUUUGGAAAGGCUUUCUUUUCCAUUUUACUGUUGUUCCUGUCUGUAACAAAGUCUGAUGGUAGGGUUCUGUUUGUCUUUUUACCUCCUAAGACAGCAGAGAAUACAUUUGUAACUGUAUUUUCUAUGUAGCCUGUGUCAUGAAGUGUUAGAUUUUACAUUACUGCAAAGAUCAAGCAGAAAGCAAGAAAAAUAAGGAAAUAUUUGGAAUUCACUGAUGACUUUUGGUGAGAAUAGUAUACUUGUCUGAAAAGUCGUAUUUGCAAAGGAUGAAAAAGUAAUCUUUUUUUGCUACUCAUUCUUUCUUUCUUUGAGAGUUUUUUCUUUUAAGCUCUGACAGAUUUUAGGAGUUGAAAAAGUAACAUCAGCAGAAGCAGAGAAGUUAAGCAGCAGCAAAGAGGAGUGAGAAGGGAGAAACAAAGUUUGUGAAGCAGGAAUGGCAUGGGAAGGACUGGCCUGGGCAUCUUACUACCACUUAUGCCAAGCCCCUUCUGCAUUGGCCUGCCAUACCUACUGAGCAAGAGGAGGAGCCUUUCGUCGUUCCAGAUGUACAUGGACCUGAGAGGAGGAGCCAUUGUUUGACCUGAGCUUCUGGGGAGGAUAGAUCGAAAUACAGACGAUUCACGUUCCAGAAUGUUUGUUGGAUAUGAAGAUGCUGAGGAUACUGAAAUGUAUGAAGAUGAACUUUAUCACGAGGAGUCAUCCAGUGAGGAGAGCAUUGACAGUGAGGUGGAAUUUCAUCUCUACAGCCAGAUCCACUAUUCCCAGAAUCUUGGAGAAAUCAGCACAAUGGAAAUGGAUGAGGAAGCUGAUGUUUCAGGAGUUUCAGGAGUUACGGGUGAUAGUUCAGUUCUAACUGAGAAACAGUAUGCAAACAAGAACAUCACUGAAUCUGUGCCUUGUGUUCAAGUUUCAGAUGACUCUGAGGUCAUUGUCUUGUCUGAUACACCAGAUGAAGACAGUGUUUACAAAAGCAAAGCAACGAAAUCACGAAGCUUUUUAGCUCAAGGUGAAAUACAUAUACAUCCAAGAUCUUCCAUGCCAUAUCAUGCCAAAGCUGCUGGAUGUAAUACCCUGCAUCCUGCUGGGUCAGGCAUAGACAUUUCAAGGCAAAGGAAAAGCACUAGUGGGAAGCAUAAUGCAGUUAGUUCUGCUGGAGCUCAUGCCAUCCAAGAUGUGCUGGUAAUAGAUGACAGCUCAGAGGAGGAGAGUUUGGCAUCUGCAAGUGAUAACGUCGAGAGUUGGAUGCUUCUGGGAGCCGGUGCAGAUGACAGAGAUGAAAAUAUAUUGUUGAACCUUGAGGACUGUGCAACUCCUGUCAGUGAAGGAGAAGUUGAUGUGGACUGGUCCAUCUGUAAUAAAGACUUAGAGGCACAGAUUUCUAACUAUGGGAGUGUGAGACACAGCAGUAUGCGGUACUAUACAGCUGCUAAAAAUGUUACCUGUAGAAAUUGCAGUAGACCAGGUCAUUUGUCCAAGAACUGCCCUACUCCGAAGAAAGUUCCUCCUUGUUGCCUGUGUGCAGAAAGAGGUCAUCUACAAAACAGUUGCCCAGCACGUUUUUGCUUAAACUGCUGUUUGCCUGGCCACUAUUUCAAGGAAUGUGUUGAGAGACCCUAUUGGAAUAAACACUGCAGUCGCUGUGAUAUGAAGGGGCAUUAUGCUGAUGCUUGCCCAGAAAUAUGGAGGCAGUAUCACCUAACAACAAAGCCAGGACCCAUUAAAGCAGCCAGUUCUCACUCUGAGCACUCUGCUGUAGUGUACUGCUACAACUGUUCCCGGAAAGGACAUUUUGGAUAUGAGUGCUCAGAAAGGCGGAUGCAUGGAAGCAUGUUCCCUUCUUCUCCAUUCAUCUGCUACUAUGAUGAUGAAUACGAUAUCAAGAGAAGGGCGAACAGAUUAAAAAGAAAGGUUGCAGAACUACAUGAAGCUGGCCUUCUGCCGGAGACAGCAUGGCAGAAGGAAAAACAUGAGGGGUACAGCCAUAAGAAAAAGAACAAGUCUUGGAAAGAACAUCGGAAACAUAACAAAGAUGGCGAGUGUCACAAAAAGGUGAAGAUGUCCCACGCAGAGAAACACAGAGAAGAGAAACACAGGAGUGAUAUUGAAAUCAGCCACAGUCUGGAAGAGGACUUCCCUAGAGGGUGUAAAAGGCAGGCAUGUAAGGGCAGCAAAAUCCAUCACAAGUCCAUUUUCAAGGCAUUCUCAGGCAGCAAGACUACAUACACGCAGGAGUCUCUGAAAGGUGCUAAAAGGAAGAAGAAAUGGAAAAAGCAGAAAGAAGCUAGUCCUGGUAACAGUGAGAAUUUAUUCCUCAUAAAACAGAGGAAAAAGAGGUCCAAACAGAAAUCCUGGUGAUGAGGAAGUGGAUAGGUAGCACUGGCAUUUACUGGCUCCAGUUCUGCCUUCUCUUUAUUUUUGUCCCUCUCUUAGCACACUGAGUUUAAGUCCGUCCUUGAACCCACAUGGGCAUGCCCAGGCACAAGUCACACACUGAACUCUGUUCCCGGAAGGCAGUGCUCUGUCUGUCAUGAACUGGCCACUUGAGAGAUGGGCUUAGUGCUUGUGCCUGGAGUGGCUGUACUUUUCAGCAGUCCCAGUAUAGGCUGUAAGUUUGUUUUCUUUGCUUGGGGGGGAUAUGAAGGUAAAAGGGGCCAUGCUUGGUUUGGUAGCUUUUGUUUUUUCAUCAGUGAGGUGUUGCUCUGCCUGUCAGAGCAGGAUCUGCUGCUAGGGAGCACAAUGCCCUUGGAGCUGACGGUGGAGACGUCUCAUGUUAGGACGAGCUGGGAUACAGACCAGGCAUAUGGAUGUAAAGCAUGUUUCCUGCAGCCACUCAGUAUUUUCCAGUGUGCUGGAAACAGCUGGGCACUGUUUCACUUCAGUCGCUCCCAGAAGGAGGGUGCUGCAAAGUCGUUGGCUUGCACUGUGGGAUGUGACAGUCUCCUGCCUCAUGCUCCAUUGUGGAUCCAUCACCCCCAGUGCCACAAUUUUUGGUGCACAGGCCCAUUCCCUCUCUUUGCCAACUAGUCAGCAGGGCAGGAGAAAGCAGCUGAGAAUGGAACAGAGUUUACAUCUCAAAUUAAAUAUGUCCUGUUCCCCUUGAUGUGGAAGUUGUUUCUGGUGAAAAGACAGCAGAGUAUGAAAGAUUUAUUUGCUUCCAGACAUAACUGUGUUAAAAUUCAGUAUUUUUUUAAAGACAGUUAUUUUUGUACACUGGAAUUCAACAAAUGUGUUGUUAAAAGCUUUGUAAGAAUAAAUGCUUCAUCAAAAGAACAACCCAAAUAAAACUUCACGAGGGAUAUAAAAAAAAA